UCAAUUCCUCGCGUGCAUACUUUACUUCCUCAACAUCCAUACAACUAAAAAUAAAGCAAAUAAACAACAAACUGGCAAAAGUAGGUAGUGUGUUCACCGUGUCAGUAGCGCGUAAAUUGUCGCGGGGACGCGCGAAUUAAAUUUUGUCAUCGAAUACGCAAUCGUCGUCGGCGGGGAAGAUAGCGUCAUCAUCGAACGUAACCACGGAGUUUGAUAACUUGGCAACUUUCUCUCUCGCGAGCACUGACGGGUCGGGUGUCGAGUCGGUCGCAGCUCGCAACUCGCAGCCUCCCAGCCACGGUCGUGGUUGCAGCAGAAGCAGGCCGCUCGAGGCGACGGGCGCGCGUCAGCCACACGGCUCGGUUUCGAACGCGUUUUUCAAACGUAUGGACAAUCGAACGUUUUAUUGGAAAAAUAGUGGUUUUGUUUUGUUGUCUGUUAUCGAACGGUGCCAAAAUGGGAACCAGGAGGACGUUAAGGCGAGGUCUAUUGCUUUUAACGACCGUGUUAGCUAUACAAACGUGCGCACAGAAAAGCAAAUCAGAUGACAACAGUAUACAAGCAGUUCCAAGUGAUUUAAGAAGAGCAGUUAGUGAAGCAUUAACAUUAGAAAAAAGGUUUCUAUCGGGCAGUAGUGACACACAGAACUGCUCAACAGACAACACAGCAGCAAGCAAUAUCCCUUGCCCACCAAGCAAGUACCGCAGCGCCAGCGGAGAGUGUAACAAUGUGAGGCAUCGCCCAUGGGGCAGACGGGGAGAUAUCUUCUUAAGGCUGAUGCCGCCCAAAUAUGCCGAUGGAAUCACCCAACCUCUAUCUGCACCCCAAGUACCAGACGCCGCCUUGGUAGUGCAUGCAAUGGCCCAGCUAACGCAGCCUCCAGAUCACGACUACGUGACCAGCAUGCUGGCAGCUUGGGGACAGCUACUGAUCGACGACCUCGUCGGCACUGCCAAUGGGAACAAGGAAUGCAAAGGUCCAGAAUCUACGUGUGAAUAUGAGCGAUCAGCACCUGCAAGAGACAUUGAUUCGUGUGGUUUCGAGUACCGUGAGCAGAUGAACCUAGCUACUUCUGUACUCGAUGGCUCUGCUCUCUACGGCAGUUCCGAAAAGGAAUUGCGCUCACUUCGACUCUACGAUGCUGGCAAACUGGAUAUGGCCUCGUGUCGCAAAUGUAACGACGCUACUCCUACCGCACCUCUAUACAAGGCACUGUUAUCGGAACACAACCGCAUCGCUGGAGAACUAUAUUCGUUGAAUCCGUUCUGGGACGACACCACUUUAUACCUGGAAACCAGGAGAGCAAUGGCGGCCAUCAUCCAACAUAUAACGUACAAUGAAUUCUUACCAGUACUUUUAGGCGAGGUUGGAAUGGCCAAAGCCGAAUUGAAAUUGCAGUCACUCGGUUUCUGGCGAGGUUACUCAAGCGCAAACAGAGCAGGCACCUACUCAGAGUUGGUUGCUGUUGCACCCAUUUUUAUCGCUAUGAUGAAUGAGAAACUGACGAACUCGUCGAUCAGCAUACAGCACCUGAUCGGCACGGCGGCGCACCGGGCGGCGCGGUGGCCGGCGCGCGCGCGCUGGCACGUGCGGCGCGCGCGCGACCACGGCGCGCCGCCCUACGGCCGCGCACUGCGCAUGUGCGAGCCCACCGCCACACUCGCCGGCUUCGGCGACAUGGGCCGGCUCGGCUUCGACAGGCCGCACGUUGAAAUGCUGGCCGAUAUGUACAGAAACAUUGAAGAUGUUGAAUUGGUGAUUGCUGGUGCUAUGGAGAAGCCAGCGACCGGAGCUGUUAUUGGAUCAACGCUAGCUUGUGUUCUAGCACUCCAGUUCGCUAACUUGAAAAAGAGUGACAGGUUUUGGUAUGAAAACGACAUUCCACCAUCUUCAUUCCUGCCAGAGCAGUUGGGUGCCAUUAGAAAAGUCUCGCUGGCUGGAUUACUCUGCGCUGCUGAUGAUACCAUAACGAACAUACAACCCAAAGUGUUCAUCAAAGAAGAUCCUUACUUAAAUGCUGGCCAACAAUGUGCACAACACGGCCGCUUAGAAACAACAGCGUGGCGUGACGACAGCGGGGCGCGAGCCGCUGAACAACUGUCGCAAGACAUGCUCGCCGCAGCACUGCAGAAGGCCAAACAGGAGAUGGCUAAUAGAAAACGUCUCGAGUACAUGCUAUGGGAAUCCCAUGGUGGAGCUGACCCUAAAUCUCCAGUGGGGACUGCAGCCUCGUUCUCAAAAGCCAACAAAUAUGCGCUAAAAUUGGCUAACACUUCGCUCUUCUUUGAAUUUGCAACCAAUGAACUUCUCAACACUAUUCAUGGCGGAAACCGUCGUCGCAAACGGCAAGUCUUCGACGACUCUCUCAGUUUCGCAACUGCGAAUGACUUUGCAGAUUCCUUACAAUCUGUGGACGUCAGUGGGUUCAUUGGCAAGGACCAGUUGGGGCCGACCAUCGAACCAGGCUGCGACGACCAAGGACCCUGCAAUCCUGACAGUCCCUUCAGAACAUAUACUGGUCACUGCAAUAACCUUAGAAACCCAAACCUGGGGAAGAGUUUAACUACUUUUGCGAGAUUGCUGCCUCCUGUUUAUGAAGAUGGCGUUAGCCGGCCCCGUAUCAACUCGGUAACUGGCACACCGCUUCCAUCUCCGCGCAUUGUGUCCACUGUGAUCCAUCCGGAUAUCUCGAACCUGCAUACUCGAUACACUCUUAUGGUGAUGCAGUUUGCACAAUUCUUAGACCAUGAGCUCACCAUGACGCCCAUUCACAAAGGUUUCCACGAGUCAAUCCCAGACUGCCGCUCGUGCGACUCUCCCAGGACAGUGCAUCCAGAGUGUAACCCGUUCCCGGUACCGAGAGGAGACCACUACUACCCCGAGGUCAAUGUGACCUCUGGGGAGAGACUCUGCUUCCCAUUCAUGAGAAGUUUACCUGGACAGCAACAACUCGGACCUCGAGAACAAGUGAACCAGAACACGGCAUUCAUCGAUGCGUCAGUGGUAUACGGCGAGAACCCGUGCAUCGUGCGGACGCUGCGAGGAUUCAACGGCCGCAUGAACGCCACCGAGCACCCGAUCAACGGGAAGCACCUGCUGCCUAGGUCGAGCCAUCCCGAGUGCAAGUCGAAUAGUGGACUCUGCUUUAUUGCUGGUGACGGACGAGCAUCCGAGCAACCAGGACUCACAGCCAUCCAGACGGUAUUCAUGCGAGAACACAACCGGCUAGUGGAAGGUCUUCGCGGAGUCAACCCUCACUGGGAUGCUGAUCUGUUGUUCGAGCACGCGCGCCGCAUCCUCGCUGCUGAGUUCACGCAUAUCAUAUACAACGAGUUCCUGCCUAGGUUACUCUCGUGGAACGCAGUCAAUCUUUAUGGAUUGAAACUACUACCUUCAGGUUAUUACAAAGAGUACUCUCCAACCUGCAACCCUGCUAUCGUGACGGAGUUCGCGUCUGCUGCCUUCAGGAUUGGUCACUCGCUAUUGAGACCACACUUGCCACGUCUCUCGCCCACGUACCAACCAGUAGACCCACCAAUACUACUCAGAGAUGGAUUCUUCAAAACUGACAUGUUUAUGGCGCAUCCAGCUAUGAUCGAUGAACUAAUCCGCGGCUUAUCAUCGACACCCAUGGAAACACUUGACCAAUUUAUCACCGGUGAAGUCACCAACCAUCUCUUCGAAGACCGCCGUAUCCCAUUCUCAGGAGUCGACCUGAUUGCAUUGAACGUGCAAAGAGCAAGAGACCAUGGCAUACCGAGCUAUAACAACUACAGAGCUCUUUGUAAUCUGAAGAGGGCAGCCACAUUUGAGGAUCUGUCAAGAGAAAUUCCUGAUGAAGUAAUCGCAAGAUUAAAGAGGAUAUACCCGACUGUAGACGACAUUGAUCUGUUCCCCGGCGGUAUGAGCGAGCGACCGCUGCAGGGCGGUCUCGUCGGGCCCACGUUCGCUUGCAUCAUCGCCAUACAGUUCAGGCAGCUGAGGAAAUGCGACAGAUUUUGGUAUGAAAAUGACAAUCCUGCGGCCAGAUUUACGGAGCACCAGUUGGCAGAAAUCAGAAAGACCACGCUCUCCAAAUUGAUCUGUGAUAACUUCGACGAAGAAAGUGACAUACAACGAGCUGCAUUUGACUUACCCAGUGACUUCAACCCCCGAGUGCCGUGUGCAUCAUUACCCAAGUUGGACCUGUCAGCGUGGCGCGAGAGCUCCGCUCAAGGCUGCCUCAUCGCUGGCCGCUCGGUUGCCGUAGGGGACUCCGCCUUCCCAUCGCCUUGCACUUCCUGUAUAUGCACCGUUGAGGGAGCGCAGUGCGCAUCUCUCCGCAUCACGGACUGCGCGCAGCUGCUGCGUGAGUGGCCGCGGGAGGCCGUGCUGCGUGACGACGUGUGCGCGGCGCAGUGCGGCGCGGCGGCUGCCCGGGCGCCGCCCUCGCUGCACCCGCCGCCGCCGCCGCCGCCGCCGCACGCGCGCAGCCCGCGGCGACCCUCCCUCAACUUCAAAUUUCCUGACCUCACACCUUUCGUAGCAAAAUGAGCCCACCCAACACUUGGUGAAGGCGUUCGAAAUCGUGCAAUAAGAGUAAGCAUAUAACGAUGUGCCUAUUCGUAUUGUGUUAGUGUUGCCAACUCUCAAACAAAAUUUAUAAAUUCCUAAAUAAAUAAUAUAAGCAAUGAAAUGUAAAUAGAGUUGGCAACUGUCAAAUUAAAAACGACAAAAAUACAAUGUUUUCAAAUAAACAUUUAAAUCGGUUAAAUGUGAAUGGGGUUGGCACCUACCGUAUUAUAUAAUUCAGAUAAACGUUUAAGUUGAUAAGAUUUAAAUAGGAUUGAAAAAUGUAAAUAUAAUUGAAAUUAAAUGUCUGUAUUUAUGUUUAUUCAUGUUAUAUGUAAAUUACAUCAAUAACAAUGACAUGUGACUAUAACUAUGUGUUAUGCGCCAUCUAUCUUUAGCUUUCACUAGCUAAUCCCAUUGUGAGAAAUUACCAUUAUAAACUCACGAGGUUCCAUAUUGAAAUAAGACUAUUCAACUAAUCCGAAAAGAUGUUACUCUAGUAAGAUCGAUCGGAAUAUCUACUGAUUUAGUAUUAUUUUGAUUAAUUUCGCCACUACUUAUUAAAAUGACCCAUCUUUACUAUUGGUGGCAGAACUAAAUAAAAUAAUUAUUAAACUAUAAAUAAUUAUUACCCUAUUUAUAUUAAUAUAAUACAUUCACAAAUUAAAUACGAUGAAAUUGUAACAUAACAAUGAACCAACCAAAAUUCUUAUUAAUUGUUAAUAUAUGACACCCAUAAUUGCAUAAAUUCAUUGUUUGUUUUUAAAAAAAAUAUCCAUUAUAGACUAGGUUGAGUGACAACGAAUUUAGCACCAUAGUUUAUGAAUGUAUAGCGAAUAUUGAUAGCCAAUUUGUGUCUAUAUACCUACAGUACAGAUCACCAAAAUAGAUAAAACUAGUCCUAAAGGUGCGUUUAGGUUACGGUGCUAAAUAUUUGUAAGUACAAAAUUUUAAUAUACCAAACGCACCGCAAUUAAGGUCAUAGUUUUAUAUCUGGUUUCUGAGAAGCUCUUUCAAUAUCUUUAACAUCAUAAUGUACAGUCAUAAAUGUAGUGUUUAGUCAUCGUUUAAUACAAUUUUAGUUGGAUAAUUAAGAGAUUAUUUUUGUAUGUUAAGUGAAUAGGAACGAAAUGUUUUAUUUAUAAAAUGUCCCCGGUUACCAAAAAUUAUAACUGCAUUCGAUCUGCCUAUAAUCUACGAUGUAGUAUCUACCUGUAUUAUAAUAAAUAUUAACAGAUAUGUCCAAAUAACUUUAAUUAGAAAUAUUUCAUAGCGUAGUAUCAGUAAUUAGUUGUAUAUGUAAUUAUGUAAGUAUUGUAAUAAUUGGGAACAUUGAUUUCUCUGAAAGAAAUAUAGAAGCCUACCACUCUUGCAAUAAUUGACAAACUCAAUUAUUUUAAAAUUAAAAUUUCAAGUCAAUUAUUUUAUUGCGACACGGUUCUACAGAGAAUCUGAAAUUUAUAUUUUAUACUCACAGAAUUUUUCAUAUUUUUUUUUGUAUUUCAAGAAAAAAAACAAUACCUAUAAUAACGAGAAUAUUCGUUAAUUAUAUUAAGUAUAGUAUGUACAUUAGUGAAUAUGAAGAUUGGUGUAUUUUUUAAUAAUGUACAGUACAAAAAUAGCUCGCUGUACUCUUUUAAAUUGCAUUACUAUUCCGCUAUUGGAACAGUAGUGAUUUCGUAUGUAUAAUUUUAUACUCUUUAAAUUUUAAUUUUACGUAAGCAUUUAUGGCCAUCUUUAGCUUUAAUUGAGAAUAUGAAAUGUAUUAGGACACAAGUAACAAGAUACUGUACAUCACAAAACCAAUAUCUAAGGAUUUGUUGUCAAAUAACCGAACCAAUUUUGCGACAUAGAUGUAUUAUAAGUAUCAACCGUGAAUAUAUUAUAAAGUGUUACCAUUUAAUCCUAAUAUUCAAAUGUUAAUCUUAAUCUUGCAAAGAAUAUUUUGUGUCUCACUGCCUAGUUUUUAUAUCUAGAAAGCUGUAUAAAUUAUUUUUAAUAUAUUGACAUAAUGACACAUAUUUACAGAUAAACUGCAUUCAAAUGUUAAGAAGUUGCAUUAUUUACUGUUUUUACAUAAAAUUUAAAUACUAUUAUUCUAUUUAUAUAAAUAAUUCUAAAAUUUAAACAAAAGACGAUCGAUUAUCAUACAUUUUUUUUUUUUAUUUUGAUUAUAUAUUUUAUACGAGUAACAAUAGCACUAAAAAGGUUAUAAUGUUAAAUAAUUCUAUGGUAUUAAUAAAUUCCAAACAGUUGUUGCAAAAAAACAAAUAUAUUAAAUUAACAAAGCUGUACACAGCAAUGGAAAAUGCUGCUUGGUUCAUUAACGGAUGAUACACUAUUGUUAAAAUAAAUAUAUUUUUUUUAUAAUUCGACUGUCUAAGGUUAUCACUUAUAUUUCAAUGGGACUCAAUUCUUUAGCAAAAAGCAGUAAAAAUGCAGAUUGUCUGUAUUAUGUCAAAUAUGUUAGUUUUUAUGUGAAGUAUUGACAAAUCUCACCUAGUGACAAUUUCUAUAAAAUUAUUUUUAUCGACAAGUUGUUUAAUUUAAUUCUUCAAAGUAGAAAUAGGAGCUAUUAG
This is a messenger RNA of Galleria mellonella (greater wax moth), 7130 nucleotides long. RefSeq lists its product as uncharacterized. The transcript is spliced from 24 exons. NCBI's taxonomy places the organism in Eukaryota, Metazoa, Arthropoda, Insecta, Lepidoptera, Pyralidae. Gene Ontology annotation, biological process: response to oxidative stress. Gene Ontology annotation, molecular function: peroxidase activity; heme binding. The record is from RefSeq and is a predicted model, not a curated record. Bases 457 to 4533 code for a protein of 1358 amino acids.